Molecule: messenger RNA, 243 nt
Organism: Postia placenta MAD-698-R-SB12
Lineage: Eukaryota; Fungi; Basidiomycota; Agaricomycetes; Polyporales; Adustoporiaceae
Exons: 2
Source: RefSeq, a predicted model, not a curated record
GGUGGAGUGAGACGCGAGGGUGCUACGGGGACCGAGUGGGUGUUGAGCCCAUUUGAUUGCCUUGUAGUGAGGGUAAUCCUCCUCAAUCGAUCGGGGUGUCCAAUUUGGGCACGGCUGCUGCUCGCAAUGGUAGAUGACAGUCUCAGGGCCAUCUGCGAUAUAAACGUCGAUGAGGUCCUGAGAGUUGAAUGCGUGAACCUGGCCUUGACAGGCAGCCAUGAUGGAUGGGGGGAGGACGGGGAG